AUGUCGAGAGAUACCUACAAUUCUUGCACCGUUUUACGAAUACAGGACCCUUUAGCUGAUAGUGGAAUGUAUUCUCUAAAGCCACAAGGACUUAAAUCAUCGGUUUCGGUAUUUUGUAAUAUGACCUCAAAGAAUAGUGUUGGCGUGACAGAGAUUGGACAUGACAGCGAAUCGAAAACAUUUGUGAAGGAUUAUGCUUCUGCAGGUUCUUACCAAAGAAUUAUUAAUUACGAAAUUCCCAUGGAGGCGAUCGUUGCCAUUAUUCAACAGUCAAAAAAUUGCGAGCAGUUCAUAAAAUACGAAUGUUAUCAUAGCGUUAUCUGGUACAGCCCCACAAAUGUAUAUUAUGGUUGGUGGGUAUCACGUCAAGGUUCUAAGAUGAAUUACUGGGGUGGAGCGGCAGUCGACAGUGGAAAGUGUGCCUGCGGAAUGACCAACAGCUGUGCAGGUAAAAAGAAAUGUAAUUGUGACAAGAAUGACGAAACAUGGCGUGAAGACAGUGGAUACCUGACAGACAAGAACACACUUCCGGUUACUGAACUGACAUUUGGAGAUACUAAGGCCGAUGUAGCUGAGAGAGAGGAAGGAUAUCACACACUGGGAAAGUUGCGUUGUUGGGGUUAG
This is a messenger RNA of Dendronephthya gigantea, 624 nucleotides long. Its product is annotated as neurexin-4-like. The transcript has a single exon. Bases 1 to 624 code for a protein of 207 amino acids. The record is from RefSeq and is a predicted model, not a curated record. Lineage: Eukaryota; Metazoa; Cnidaria; Anthozoa; Malacalcyonacea; Nephtheidae.